AUGGAAAACCAGAGAAAUAUCUCAGAAUUCAUUCUUCUGGGACUUUCUUCCAACAAGAAAAUACAAAUAUUUUGCUUUGUGCUCUUCUUAUUCUGUUACGUUGCUCUGUUGGUUGGAAAUUUUGUGAUCCUUGUCUCCAUUCGUUGCAGUCCUCUUUUUGAACAACCAAUGUAUUAUUUCCUCAUUCACUUGGCCACCAUGGAUAUCUGCUAUACCUCCACUGUCACACCCAAGUUAAUUGCUGACCUGAUGAUGGAGAUAAAGACUAUUUCCUAUGAUAUCUGCAUGUUGCAGGUAUUUGCCAUGCACUUCUUUGGAAGCACUGAGGUCUUCAUUCUUACCGCCAUGGCUUAUGAUCGCUAUUUUGCCAUCUGCAAACCUCUCCAUUACAUGAUUAUCAUGAAUAGAACAAGAUGCAAUCUCCUGGUAUUAGCUGCUUGGGUGGGUGGAGCUGUCCAUUCAUUUCCUCAAUUUUCCAUGGUUAUUCAGCUGCCUUUCUGUGGUCCUAAUGAAAUUGAUCACUAUUUUUGUGACAUCCUCCCAAUCCUCAGAGUUGCCUGUACUGAUACCUACAUCACUGGUGUUCUUGUAAUUGCCAAUUCAGGGUUAGUUGCCCUGGUUACCUUUAUUGUUUUAUUUUUUUCUUAUGUUGUCAUAUUGUUCACCUUAAGAAAUCAGUCAUCUGAGGGAAGACGCAAAGCCCUUUCCACUUGUGGGUCUCAUAUUACUGUGGUCAUCUUAUUUUUUGGUCCUUCCAUUUUUGCCUACCUUAGACCUCCAACUACUUACUCUGAGGAUAAAGUAUUUGCACUGUUUUAUACUAUUAUUGCUCCCAUGUUCAAUCCCUUAAUCUACACACUGAGAAAUACAGAGAUGAAAAAUGCCAUGAGAAAAGUUUGGUGUCAAACACUAUUUUCCAAAGAAUCACACAAUUAA
Molecule: messenger RNA, 936 nt
Organism: Condylura cristata (star-nosed mole)
Lineage: Eukaryota; Metazoa; Chordata; Mammalia; Eulipotyphla; Talpidae
Product: olfactory receptor 4P4-like
Exons: 1
Coding region: 1-936 (311 amino acids)
Biological process (GO): G protein-coupled receptor signaling pathway
Cellular component (GO): membrane
Molecular function (GO): olfactory receptor activity; G protein-coupled receptor activity
Source: RefSeq, a predicted model, not a curated record